Molecule: messenger RNA, 706 nt
Organism: Eufriesea mexicana
Lineage: Eukaryota; Metazoa; Arthropoda; Insecta; Hymenoptera; Apidae
Gene: slv
Product: sugar transporter SWEET1
Exons: 4
Coding region: 53-706 (217 amino acids)
Biological process (GO): carbohydrate transport
Cellular component (GO): membrane
Molecular function (GO): sugar transmembrane transporter activity
Source: RefSeq, a predicted model, not a curated record
AAAUCUGGUUUACCAAUGUUAAUACAUAGAAGUGAUAUGAGUACUUUAAAUCAUGCCUUCGACGGGGAUUAGAGACGUUUUAGCUUCAACCGCUUCGAUUUGUACAGUUUUACAAUUUUUAGCCGGCGUGCUGGUGUGCAGAAAGAUUAUUAAAAAUGGCACUACAGGAAGUAGUUCAGCUUUAGCAUUUGUAACAUGUUAUACAUCAUGUGUCUUAUGGAUGAGAUAUGGUAUGCUUAUCGAAGAUCGAUUUAUAUUAUUAGUGAAUAUUUUUGGCACAAUACUUCAAGCAUCUUAUGUUUGUGUGUUCAUUUUGUACAGUGUAAAAAAGUUUAAAACAAUCAGGCAAAUGAUUGCAGCAACCUGUUUUCUUGGAGCUAUAUAUUUUUAUAGUUUUUAUGAAGAAGAUAAAAUAUUAGCUGCAAAAUAUAUUGGUUUCCUUAGUUGUAUAGUAACAGUAUUAUUUUUUGCAUCUCCAUUAAUAAUGCUGGCACAUGUAAUAAAAGUUAAAAGUACUGAAACUUUGCCAUUUCCCAUUAUUAUGGCUUCUUUAAUAGUUUCUUGUCAAUGGUUUGCAUAUGGUUGCCUUCUUAAUGAUUAUUUCAUACAAAUACCAAAUUUUUUAGGCUGUGUAUUAUCUGCAUUUCAACUUUGCUUUUUUUUAAUUUAUCGUAAUGAGCAGUCUAAUGAAGCUCACUUAAUAUAA